CUUCGCCGGAGAGCUGGCGAGGUAAGCUGCCCGCGGGGCCGGUGAUCCCGAGCGAGCAAGCGGGCUGCGGGCCGCCACCCUCGGCCGGACCACGGCGAGCCCGUCCUGCGAGGCCAGCCGGCAUGUCCCCGGGGCGCCCGGUCCUUCCGGGACCGCUGUCCGCAGAGAGACGGAACCUGGACGCCGCGUGUUCGUAAGGAUGGAAAUGGUGUUUCGUUGCCAGACUUCUGGCUGCUGAAUGCCAUGAGCCCCUACUUGAUGAUGACAGACCUGUCACCGGCAUAGCCACAGCACAGCGAGGACAAGAGCAAGAGAAAAAGAAGUGUUUGCGUUUCGGCUCCGCGAGGAAGGCAUUCCGGCCACAGCCCGUGACACUGCCUGGCUUUCCGAGAUGAACCGCUACACAACCAUGCGGCAGCUGGGGGAUGGCACCUAUGGGAGCGUGCUGAUGGGCAAGAGUAACGAGUCCGGGGAGCUGGUGGCCAUCAAGAGAAUGAAGAGGAAGUUCUACUCUUGGGAUGAAUGCAUGAACCUGAGAGAAGUUAAGUCUCUGAAGAAGCUUAACCAUGUCAACGUGAUUAAACUGAAAGAAGUUAUCAGAGAAAAUAACCAUCUUUAUUUUAUAUUUGAGUAUAUGAAAGAAAAUCUCUAUCAGCUAAUGAAAGACAGAAACAAACUGUUCCCAGAGUCAGUCAUCAGAAACAUUAUGUAUCAGAUAUUGCAAGGGCUGGCAUUUAUCCAUAAGCAUGGCUUUUUUCACAGGGACAUGAAACCAGAAAACUUGCUUUGUAUGGGGCCAGACCUUGUGAAAAUCGCAGAUUUUGGACUUGCAAGAGAAUUAAGGUCACAGCCACCGUACACUGAUUAUGUGUCUACCAGAUGGUACCGAGCUCCUGAGGUUCUGCUGAGAUCGUCAGUGUACAGUUCUCCCAUCGACGUGUGGGCCGUGGGAAGCAUCAUGGCAGAGCUGUACACGUUGAGACCGCUCUUCCCGGGGACAAGUGAGGUUGAUGAAAUCUUUAAAAUCUGCCAAGUGUUAGGGACUCCCAAAAAAAGCGACUGGCCAGAAGGAUACCAGCUUGCCUCCUCCAUGAAUUUCCGAUUUCCCCAGUGUGUUCCCAUCAACUUAAAAACUCUCAUUCCCAACGCCAGCAGUGAAGCCAUUCACCUGAUGACCGAGAUGCUGAACUGGGACCCAAAGAAACGUCCAACCGCAAGCCAGGCACUGAAACACCCCUAUUUCCAAGUUGGCCAAGUGUUAGGCCCUUCCUUGAACCAUCUGGAAUCCAAACAGUCUUCAAAUAAGCAGCUGCAGCCGGUGGACUCAAAGCCUACGUCAGCUGAAAUGGAACCUAAGACUCUGCCGGAUGUAAGCGACCAGCCUGUCGGACCGCCCCAGCCAAAGCACAGCCACCAGCCUCUGCAGUCCAUUCAGCUUCUGCAGAACGUGGGAACCCCGCCACCCCCAAAGCAACAGGGUCAACAGAAAGCACCACUGUUCCCAAGCAUCAUCAAAAACGUGCCGGCUAAGCCCAGCGGCACACUGGGUCACAAAACCGCCAGGAGGCGCUGGGGUCAGGCUGUCUUCAAGUCUGGGGACAGCUGGGAGGAGUUUGAGGAUGGUGAUCUCGGAGCCUCCCAUUCCAAGAAGCCAAGCAUUGGUGUUUUCAAAGAAAAGAGGAAAAAAGAUCCUCCCUUUCGGCUUCAGGAGUCAGGACUCAUGGGCGCCAACCACCCGCCCAGGGACCCCAAGAGCGUGCCUGCCGCUGUCUCUCUCAAAUCCGAUUCUGAACUGGCAGCUGUGUCAGCACCUAAGCAGUACUACUUGAAACAGUCAAGAUACCUCCCAGGUGUAAAUCCCAAGCGUGUGUCUCUCCGAGCCGCCGGGAAGGACGUCAACUCUUACGCCUGGAAUAAUCAGCUGUUUCCCAAGUCUCUGGGAGCCGUGGGAGCAGAAGUCGCUUUCCAAAGGAAUAAUGCAGAAGAAAGCAUAAUAAAACCCAUUGAAAAGCUAUCAUGCAAUGAAAGCUUUCCUGAAAUAGUACAGGAUCCACAAGGAAAUCUCGGCGGUUACACUACUUACAGCCAGUCAGGAUACAUCCCUUCCUUCCUCAAAAAAGAAGUUGGGUCAGCCGGCCAGAGGAUCCACUUGGCGCCCCUUGGCGCCGCAGCUGCUACAGAAUUCAGCUGGAGCACGAAGCCUGGCCACGGGCAGUUUUCGAGGCCCGCGUACAGCCCGGGCACCAAGAACCUCCCCAUCGUGAUGGGCGCCCCGCCGGUGCCCUCAGUGCCCGCGAGGACGGACUGGGCGGCCAAGUAUGGGGGCCACCGCUAGGGCCAGGACCUCCCGGCCCCCCGGCCAUGGCCCCGCAGAGGGCGAGCUCGACCCUGACCCGGGGCAGCGUCCACAGUGGUCCAGUCCUCCGAGUCCUGGAAGAACGACGCGCAGCGGGCACCUCCGAGGGCACAGAGCACCUCCUGUAUUGUUCUCCCCUAGAGAUGAAACGCUCUUCCCUAGCAUCGCGGCCCACCCUGCUGAUAAACGGGCCGGACCUUACAAAGUAUUGAAUAAACUAUUUGCCAAAGUAUCAAGUAUUUGAUCGACCACUUACUAGGUAGUCAGUACCCUAAGCAGCUUUAUUUAAAAACCUCCACAAAGGGGGUGUCCAGAGUGGCUUUGCUGCAGCCUGGCCUAACCUGUUUGAUGUUCCCUGCUGUGCAGUGACCUCUGGGGCCAGGCUCUGCACCCCUAAGAUGAUGCCAGAGGGACUGUCACUGUCCGUCAUUCUUCUGCUUUGAAACUGCGAGAUCAGUGACAGCUCCGGCCGGGAGCAGACUCAUCCUCAGAAACAAACGUGUGUGUGACCCGAGCAGAACCCAGUGACGCCGUGGACCUCACAGCAGCGGGUUCCCUGUGACUGCCAGACCAGUGGCUAAGAAACCUGGCUCACUCAACUUGGGAAUACCGUGUCCCAGUGUCCCCGGCCACACAGCAGCCACAGAGAUGAGUGUGCCAGCUGGACCCCAAGGCAAAGCCCUCUGCUCCAGCCUGCUGGGACGCCCAGUUCUGCUCGGAGCUCAGGCCCCCGCCCGCCUCAGCGGUGCGCUCUUCAAUAAAUUUAUCCCAUCCUUUUUCUUAGUUUUAUUCCUCUGUUCGUGUUUAAAAUCGACUCGGAACCUAGGACUCUUUGUCUUUACGGAUGGGGCCUGAGUACUGUGCAUUCUUGGAAGGAAGGGUAAUGUCACCAACUGUGAUGCUUUUGUGUGUUAUGACUUGGUACCAAAGGCUGAGGUGACACAUAUCUUCUCGUGGGCAUUGUCACAGGCAGGCAGUAAAAUUCCUGUGUGCAGAGGGGUCAGAUGUUCAGAAUUCACGUGUUAAAGUCUAAGACUGAUUUAUCCUUGCAGAAAUGGGGUAUUUGUACAGUUUUAAUGUCUCAAAACUUAUAAUUCUUUGUAUUUUUCCUUGGAAAACUGUGAAUAUUUAAAUAAAUAUAGCUAAUUAAUCUUUC
Messenger RNA from Cavia porcellus (domestic guinea pig), 3512 nucleotides. RefSeq names its product male germ cell associated kinase (gene Mak). The record is from RefSeq and is a predicted model, not a curated record. Gene Ontology annotation, cellular component: cilium; nucleus; cytoplasm. The transcript is spliced from 15 exons. The coding region runs from base 392 to 2335 and encodes 647 amino acids. Gene Ontology annotation, molecular function: protein serine/threonine kinase activity; ATP binding. Gene Ontology annotation, biological process: protein phosphorylation; cilium assembly; intraciliary transport. NCBI's taxonomy places the organism in Eukaryota, Metazoa, Chordata, Mammalia, Rodentia, Caviidae.